GUUUGCUGUCCAGGCCAGACGGCGAGGAGGAAAUGCUGGGAUCAAGCAGGUCUAAAGAGCGGAAGAGGGCAAAAGUCCCCCUUGAAAAGUGGAGUGUUAUUUGUACACAGGAAGACCGUCUGACUGCAAGAGAUCGGAGUUCCUGCUAAAAGCCCGGGCAGUCUUGGUUUGAAGGAGAGAGCCGCGUGUCUCCUUCGCGACCCGACCCCCCCGGCCCUUGCCCGCUCUCCGAGUGUCGCAAGCAGGGUGCUCCGCCGUUUCUAGGGUCAAUCCUGUCUGCGUGAUCUGGAUCCAUAAGCGAGUUGCAACGGCGUCGUCGUCACAUGCCCUCCUGUGUUCCUCCCGGAGGAACCCACAGCCGCACCUGCAAGUCAGUCACGCCAGCUUGCUAAGGCACAACACUUGGAGGCGCGUGAUUCCUUCCCCCCCCUUGUAGUCAACAUCCGCACUCCUACCCCACCCCACAACACCAAUGCACGCACGCCUUCACCCACCCCAAACUCCAUCUAGUUUUCUUUUCCAUCUUGGAGCAAACGAGGUGGUGGCAACGCUAUGACUCAUGCCUCCUGCGUCGCUGCCGAUCAGCCGACGAGCCAGGCUUUUAAAAAGCAAAUCCCACCAAGUCCGGGUGUGCGUGCGCGCGCUUGUGGGGAAAGGUCAUCUCGCCUUGCAUUCCAGGGGCUCCAUUGGUAUUCCGGCGGCGUCGGUGGCGGAGUUUAUAAACGCCAAGUCCUUCCAAAGCUGGGAUAUCUCGAUCUUCUGUGUCGGACUCUGGGGGCUGCUGCUGGCUCUGGCGCCCUUGGCAGUAAAUCCUUUUGUUGGAAAUCAGAGCAAACCCUGAGGGAGGAAACCCUGGGCUCUGAACCUGAUGGCCGCCUCGGAUCCGUCCUCCUCCAAUACGGCUCAGGAUCCCAACCCGACGAAUUUACGCCCCACAACCUAUGACACGUGGUGUGGGGUGGCUCAUGGCUGCACGAAGAAAAUCGGGCUCAAGAUUUGUGGGUUCUUGCAACGGAACAACAGCCUGGAAGACAAGAGCCGCCUGGUGAGCGCGCUCAAGGAGAGGCAGCCGGCCAAGACUCUGCUGGUGACCUGCGAGAACAACGAGAAGGAAGCCCGCUUCCGGAGGACCGAGACGGACUUCUCCAACCUCUACGCCCGCGAUUUGCUGCCAGCCAAGAAUGGCGAGGAACAGACGGUGCAGUUCCUUCUGGAGGUGGUGGACAUUCUCCUGACCUACGUGAGGAAGACCUUCGACAGGUCCACCAAGGUGCUGGACUUCCACCACCCACACCAGCUCCUCGAAGGCAUGGAAGGCUUCAAUCUUGAACUCUCCGACAACCCGGAGUCACUUGAGCAGAUUCUGGUGGACUGCAGGGACACGCUGAAAUAUGGAGUGAGGACAGGUCAUCCUCGUUUUUUCAACCAGCUUUCUACAGGGCUUGAUAUCAUUGGCUUGGCUGGGGAAUGGCUGACCUCUACGGCGAAUACGAACAUGUUUACCUAUGAAAUUGCCCCCGUUUUUGUCCUCAUGGAACAAAUAACACUUCGAAAAAUGAGAGAAAUUAUUGGAUGGUCAAAUAAGGAUGGAGAUGGAAUAUUCUCACCAGGUGGUGCUAUAUCCAAUAUGUAUAGCAUCAUGGCAGCCCGCUACAAAUAUUUCCCAGAAGUCAAAACGAAAGGCAUGGCUGCAGUGCCAAAACUGGUCCUCUUUACCUCAGAACAUAGUCACUACUCAAUAAAAAAAGCUGGAUCUGCACUUGGUUUUGGAACUGAAAAUGUGAUUUUGGUAAAGUGCAAUGCAAGAGGCAAAAUAAUACCAGCUGAUUUGGAAGCCAAAAUUCUGGAAGCCAAACAAAAGGGAUACGUUCCCCUUUAUGUGAAUGCAACGGCUGGCACAACAGUUUAUGGGGCCUUUGAUCCAAUCCAUGAGAUAGCAGACAUCUGUGAUAAAUACAACCUUUGGCUCCAUGUGGAUGCUGCCUGGGGAGGUGGAUUACUCAUGUCCAGAAAGCAUCGUCAUAAGCUAAACGGAAUAGAAAGAGCCAACUCUGUCACAUGGAACCCACACAAGAUGAUGGGAGUUUUGUUACAAUGUUCUGCUAUUCUUCUUCGGGAGAAGGGUAUACUUCAGGGUUGCAACCAGAUGUGUGCAGGGUAUCUGUUCCAGCAAGACAAGCAAUAUGAUAUAACGUAUGACACGGGAGAUAAAGCAAUACAAUGUGGUCGCCAUGUGGACAUAUUCAAAUUCUGGUUGAUGUGGAAAGCCAAGGGUACCGUGGGAUUUGAAGGUCAGAUCAACAAAUGUCUUGAAUUAGCAGAAUACCUCUAUAAUAAAAUAAAAAACAGAGAGGAGUUUGUGAUGGUUUUUGAAGGAGAGCCUGAACACACAAACGUUUGCUUCUGGUACAUUCCACCAAGUCUCAGAGGGAUGCCGGACUCUGAGGAAAGAAGAGAGAAACUACAUAGGGUGGCACCCAAAAUCAAGGCUCUGAUGAUGGAAUCAGGCACCACAAUGGUUGGAUAUCAGCCGCAGGGAGACAAAGUCAACUUCUUCCGAAUGGUUGUUUCAAAUCCUGCCGCUACCAAGUCUGACAUUGACUUCCUGAUUGAGGAGAUAGAAAGACUGGGGCAGGACCUGUGAUGCACUGUAAUGGCCUGUUUUACUUCUCCAGAACGCUAUUUUCCAAUGCUGGCUCUUUAAAAAAAAAAACAGUUCUGUAGCAAACAUUUUAAGGUAAUCUCUUUCUAAAUGUUUAAUUCAUCUGAGAUGUUCAUUUUAAAACAGUCUCUCUCUCUCCCUCCCUCCCUCUCUCUCUCUCUCUCUCACACACACACACACACACACACACCUAUAGAUUUCUGAAACAUAUUUAUGUAUUAUACAGAGGGGAAAAGAUAUUAUCUUAGGCUGUAUAACUGACCCACUUUGAUCCUGAUAAUUUCUAGGUAACAGGAAGCUAAUUCUAGUAAGAUAGCUGAUUAAGAAUAUAUAUUAUAGAAAUAAAAUGGUGAUAUGUCUAAGAGUAAUUCACAGUGUUCUUUCUAAUGCAAAAGUAUUCUCAGUCAAGAACUGCUCUUGUGUAGCUCCAUUCAUGUCAAUAGGGCUUGACCAGAGCAUUGCUUGUUAGACUGUACUCCAGUGUUUAUACUCUAAGUUACCUGGGGAUUUACACCCAUUCGUUUCAGAAGAGCCAUCUGCCUUCUGCUGGUCAGUGGCAAAAAUUGCUGCUACUUUUAAUGAGCACAACCCAGCUGAAGUGAAGCAUUUUUUAAAGAACUGAAAUCAAUAACACUUAAGACCACUUGGUGUUAUUGUGCUUGUGUGUAGCAUGUCAGGGUUGUGCCCGUUAUUUAGGUUUGGGGUGUAAAUAAGCUAAUGUUUCCACCAAAACGCAAACUCAUGCAAUGACCAGGCGAAUUCAUGAUCUCCCUGGUGAAACUGGGAACGGAAACAUUUUUAAAGAUGUAGAUGCUUAGGAACUUAAGAAAAUGUUUAAACAUUAUUUAAACUUCAUUGUUGGUGCUUCUCAGAAACAAACCCAAAAGAGAACCACCUAGUAGCUGUGUGUAUGUCCCCUUCAGUUCUCAUAUCAAGGGGACUGUAGUAGGCUCGUAGCUGAGUUGUUGUAAUAGAUUGUAUUAUUGUUGUAUUUUUUAGAAUUCAAUUUGUGUAGAUUGUGUACAUUACUGUUAAAUGGAGAGGGGGUUAAAUGUCAUAAUUUUUCAACAAGAUAACUGUUCAGUUCUAGGUAUAUGAACUGUUUGCUUCUUUAUAUGCAAAGAUUUACCAUGCUAAAGACUUGUCUUGUAUUUUCUUCCAUUUGUAAUGUAUCCUAUUUAUAUAAUUAUCAAAGGUUCUAAAUAACGUUUAUUGGUAUUUUAGUGUAUUUGUGAGCCAAAGAGGAGGUUGAAAAUUAGCUGACAUGUUUAUAUAAUAGUGCCCUUAAAACAGUAACUUAAAUAAUUUUACUGUCUAUAAGAAACCCUAACACUGUAUAUAGAUUUUAGUGUAAUGAAAUCCUUUCAUUUUAAUAGAGAUGUCACCUUUGCUAAUGAUACUGUAGACUGUCUGUACAUUCAGUGUUCUGGUUGCUUUUUAUUUCUUUUUCCUUCUAGUGAUUCACGGAUGCUUAAACCAGGCCCCUACACAUUCCCCUGGUUGUUGAGGGCCAAAUUCUGUAGUUUAGAUAAAUUCUAUGGCAAGAUCAGCAAAGACCAUUCUGUGAAAGAGCCACAUUUAGGUCUGUCUCCUGACUCUGAAAAGAAUGUCAUUUGAAAUGUAGAAGAGUGGAGAAAGAGGAGCUUGCCACAGAACCUGUGUUGAGUUAUGGGUGCCUUGACGUAAUAAUGUCGCACUGUCUAGUUCUCCGGCUCAGCUCAGAUUUUUUUUUUAGCUAAGCCUCCAGUAUUAAAUGGGAGUCCUCAGUCAAUCGCAUGACUAGUGGGCCAAGCAAAGUUACAGGACUGUUGACACAAUUACUCCAGUCAAGCCACGUCUGCUGACUUCAGACCUUCCCAGAAAUGCUACUACGGUAAUGAUUGCUGCUAGCUUCAAUUAAAGACUGCACAAAGCUCCUCAAGGUGCCCGUCCUACUGAAAGGAAUGGAGCACUUGUAAAUCAACAAGAAUUGCAUGCAGAUAACUUAAUACGGGAUUUAUGUUCUGGAUUUUAACAAAUAAAUAAUAAUGUUUUCUUGGGAAA
Messenger RNA from Pogona vitticeps (central bearded dragon), 4705 nucleotides. It is a transcript of the gene GAD1, whose product is annotated as glutamate decarboxylase 1. Gene Ontology annotation, biological process: GABA biosynthetic process. Gene Ontology annotation, cellular component: presynaptic active zone; cytoplasm. Gene Ontology annotation, molecular function: glutamate decarboxylase activity; pyridoxal phosphate binding. The record is from RefSeq and is a predicted model, not a curated record. NCBI's taxonomy places the organism in Eukaryota, Metazoa, Chordata, Lepidosauria, Squamata, Agamidae.